This is a messenger RNA of Protopolystoma xenopodis, 1167 nucleotides long. The record is from the annotation of a GenBank genome assembly. Lineage: Eukaryota; Metazoa; Platyhelminthes; Monogenea; Polystomatidea; Polystomatidae.
AUGAUAAUUACCUCAUCUGCGAACACCUCCACAGGCGCUGGCUUCACAAGUGUCUCUUCAAACACUGUUCCUGGUGCCUGUAUCUCGCUAUCCGGCUUGCCAUGCGCCUCUGGGCAGUCCUCAGCACCAAUGACCGCAGUCAGUCUUGCUCCGGCUCAACCACAUACCCAUCACAUUCACCAUCCUCAUGCACACUUGCACCAUUUUCCAGGCCACCAGCAGACGCUGUCCGCGUCCUCCACCACUGCUAGUCCGUGUGGUAAUAGCUCCCUCUUUCAUCAACAGAACACUCAGCUCGGACACCCUCAACAGCAACAACAGCAGUUGUUGAUCCAGUCCGUCCCUGCCGGCCAACCCUCACAGACAGCUGCUGCCAUUUACGUUACUAACUCAACAAAUCUAGGAGCUCCGGCUACUUUGUUCGCUGCUAGCGCGCCUGCGGCCGGACAGGUCUCAGCCCAAGCAGGUCCAGCUGGAUUGGCCUCGUUUGUCACCUCGCCACCACCUGCUUCUGUCAAUAGUGCAGCCAACGGAGCGAUUUCUGUUUCUGUAUCAAUGACUGCAUCUACUACACCUUCCGUCGGCCUCAUACCAGCCUCAUCCAUUCCCGCAUCAUCCGUCACUACCACCAGCGCGACUGGCGUCUGCAUGACGGGAAGUCAAACGAUCGGAGUCAGGAGUAGCCAUCAGGUCCUGCAAUCACCACAGUUAAUUCGCCCUCAUCCCCAGAUCACACCGGGACCUGUAUACCAGCAGCAACAGAGGCCAUUGCAACCAUUAGUCACUCCGGGACCAGCAGGAACACUCUCUCCAGUAAGUCAAUUACAACAACGACAACUACAACCUUCACCAGGUCAGGUCCAAACGCAAUACUUUGCGCACCAACAACAACGAGCUACAGUAAUAUCUCAAUAUCAAUCUCAGCAAUUAGCCCAACACUCGCAUCAGCAGCAACAACAACAAAGAAUUCAGCAAAUUCAGGCUCAACCUCAAGUUGUUCAAUAUCCCACCUUGCACCAGCAUCAACACUCGCAGCAACAGCAACAGCAACGUAUCAUCCUUCAGACUCCUAGUGGUCAGCAGGUAAUCGCGACAUCGACUGGACAGCAACUUCAACAGCACCAACUUGGCGAGCAAUCAGUAAGUGUUUGCAUUUUUACUGCAUGA